AGGUUUACUGGAAUUUGAUGAUCUGGAUGGGACCCAUGCUCUAAUGUCCCGCAUGGUUCGGAAUGAGACCCCCUACUUUAUCUGGACCACUCGGCGCGAUGUGCUGGACUGUCGCUUCCUCUCCAAAGAUCAAAUGAUAAACCACUAUGCUCGGGCCGGCUCCUUCACCACAAAGGUGGGGCUAUGUCUCAAUCUCCGGAAUUUGCCCUGGUUUGAUGAGGCUGAUGCCGACUCCUUCUUCCCACGAUGCUACCGCCUUGGGGCUGAGGAUGACAAACGAGCCUUCAUAGAGGACUUUUGGCUGACAGCCGCCCGCAACGUUCUCAAACUGGUGGUGAAGUCCGAAUGGAAGCCGUACUCCAUCCAGGAAGAAGAAGAAGAGGAAGAGGCCCCAGGAGACAAGCAGCACAAGAAACAGGAGAAAAAGCCAGUGACAGUGUCUCCAGAGUUUGUGGAUGAGGCUCUGUGUGCAUGUGAGGAGCACCUUAGCAACCUGGCCCACAUGGAUAUUGACAAGGAUCUGGAGGCCCCGCUGUAUCUCAGUCCUGAAGGCUGGUCCCUUUUCCUCCAGCGCUAUUACCAAGUGGUCCAUGAAGGGGCAGAACUCAAGCACCUUGACACUCAGGUCCAGCGCUGUGAGGACAUCCUACAGCAGCUGCGAGCCGUGGUGCCUCAGAUCGACAUGGAAGGGGAUCGCAACGUCUGGAUUGUGAAACCGGGAGCCAAGUCCCGUGGACGAGGCAUUGUAUGCAUGGACCACCUGGAACAGAUGCUGAAACUGGUGAACUGCAACCCCAUGAUGAUGAAAGAUGGCAAGUGGGUGGUGCAGAAGUACAUUGAGCGACCCCUGCUCAUUUUUGGCACCAAGUUUGAUCUGAGACAGUGGUUCCUGGUGACUGACUGGAACCCACUUACUGUUUGGUUCUACCGUGAUAGCUACAUCCGCUUUUCCACACAGCCCUUCUCCCUGCAGAACCUAGACAACUCAGUGCACCUGUGCAACAACUCCAUCCAGAAGCACCUGGAGAACUCAUGCCACCGACAUCCACAGCUGCCCCCGGACAACAUGUGGUCAAGUCAGAAAUUCCAGGCCCACCUGCAGAAAAUGGGGGCCCCGGAGGCCUGGUCCACCAUCAUUGUGCCUGGCAUGAAGGCUGCUGUGAUCCACGCCCUGCAGACCUCCCAGGACACCGUGCAGUGUCGGAAGGCCAGCUUCGAGCUCUAUGGGGCAGACUUUGUGUUCGGGGAGGACUUCCAGCCCUGGCUAAUUGAGAUCAAUGCCAGCCCCACCAUGGCGCCCUCCACAGCGGUCACGGCCCGGCUCUGUGCUGGUGUGCAAGCCGACACCCUGCGUGUUGUCAUUGACCGGCGGCAAGACCGCAACUGUGACACAGGAGGCUUCGAGCUCAUCUACAAGCAGCCCCUUACCGCUUCCCCAGCCUCUACACCAAGGCCCGUCUGCCUUCUUCCUGUGUAUUCCGACCCCAGGGUCGGGCCCACAGACUGCAGCACAACAAACUGGUGGGCUCUCGGGCCCUGUCGACCACAGGCAAAGCCUUGA
Orycteropus afer afer is the source of this 1561-nucleotide messenger RNA. Lineage: Eukaryota; Metazoa; Chordata; Mammalia; Tubulidentata; Orycteropodidae. The record is from RefSeq and is a predicted model, not a curated record.